Molecule: messenger RNA, 748 nt
Organism: Procambarus clarkii (red swamp crayfish)
Lineage: Eukaryota; Metazoa; Arthropoda; Malacostraca; Decapoda; Cambaridae
Source: RefSeq, a predicted model, not a curated record
GUAUAUAAGGGCUGUGAGCCUCACCACUCACACUACACCAGCACACACCCGCCAGCAUGGCCAAGCAUCUCCUACUCCUCCUGACUGUUGGGACGUGCUGCUGGGCUCAGCUCCUCGUCAGUCCUCCCUCACGCAGCUGCCAUGAGUUGGAAGCGACAGACGAGAGUUCCCAGGAAGUGAGGCAACUUCCUGAGUACGUUGCUGGCGAGGAGAUGCUGGUGAAGGCCCAGGUGCCGCAUGUGGAGGAAGGGGUCUUCGAGUUCUACCUCUGCCCUAAGACAGGCCCCGGGGAUGAAGACUGCCUCAUGAGGUGGCCCUUGGAGAUAUCCGGGGUGGAAGGCCGUCAGUAUAAGAUGGACAAGAAUACCCAGGGAGGAGAGUACAAUAUACCUCUCAUCAUACCUGACCACUUCACCUGUGAUUCCUGCACUCUUCAGUGGACACUGGUGACGGAACAGUGUGCUCCUGAGGACGGUGUCGAAGUGGCCGGUUCCUCCUGCUCCAACCAGCGGACCACACUCUGCUCGGACAUCUCCAUCGUGGAGCGAGGACGACGUCAGAAGAGAAGCUGGGGUUUUAUCAAAGAUAUCUUCUCCGGAGCUUUGCGUGGAGCUAUACAAACCUUUAAAAAUAGACAUGUUGGCAUUUAGAAUGGACAUAAUUGUUUAAAUUUUACUUAAGUAGCUGGCUAUUGAAAUUGUCUUGGCUAUCCUCAAGACACAGACAAAAAUGAAGGCAGACAGAAUGA